Molecule: messenger RNA, 4640 nt
Organism: Cuculus canorus (common cuckoo)
Lineage: Eukaryota; Metazoa; Chordata; Aves; Cuculiformes; Cuculidae
Gene: CYGB
Product: cytoglobin
Exons: 4
Coding region: 427-966 (179 amino acids)
Biological process (GO): oxygen transport
Molecular function (GO): iron ion binding; oxygen binding; heme binding
Source: RefSeq, a predicted model, not a curated record
GGAAGGAGGGAGGAGUGGGGGAGAGAGAGGAGGAGAGAGGGAGAAAGUGAGCUCACGUUCACACGUUGGUAAAGAGGCUGGUCUUGCGAUGCCUUUGAAUAUUUUACUUUUCGGCAGUUGCCCAUCAGUCAGCCACACACAUCCGAGGCAAGCUGAAGCUGACUACAGCCAUGGACAGCACUAGGAGAGCUGAAAUCUAAUCGCAUGCAUCAUACCUCCAGGAUAUUUUUUCAAAUGACAUAUAUAAACACGCUGACAGGCAGCUGCGCUCGCACACACACAUAGACAUCCACACAUCGGCAGAGCCGCCAGCAACCGCACGGCCGCUGAGCAAACACCUUGUCUCUUCUCGCAGGAUAUACCCGCUCACACACAUCUCUCUUUAUCUCCUCCUGGCUCCCCUGAGGAUCGUGCCGGCUGUUUUUCAUGGAGAAAGUCCAGGGAGAAAUGGAGAUUGAGAGAUGGGAAAGAAGUGAAGAGAUUUCAGACGCAGAGAAAAAGGUUAUUCAAGAGACAUGGAGCAGAGUAUAUGCAAACUGCGAGGACGUUGGGGUCUCCAUACUCAUCAGGUUUUUUGUCAACUUCCCAUCGGCCAAGCAGUACUUCAGCCAGUUCAAGCACAUGGAGGACCCGCUGGAGAUGGAGAGGAGCUUGCAACUGCGUAAGCACGCUCGGCGGGUCAUGGGUGCCAUUAACACUGUGGUGGAGAACCUCAAUGACCCCGAAAAGGUCUCCUCUGUUCUGGCACUGGUGGGCAAAGCCCAUGCUCUAAAGCACAAAGUGGAACCCAUCUACUUUAAGAAACUCAUCGGUGUCAUGCUGGAGGUCAUUGCUGAAGAAUACGCCAAUGAUUUCACCCCCGAGGCUCACGGCGCUUGGACCAAGAUGAGGACCCUCAUCUACACUCAUGUGACGGCGGCGUACAAGGAGGGCUCUGGCAUUACAGACAAUGAGGAUCCCUUCUAAGAUUUCCUCUGGCCUUGAUCCACUGCUGCCCUGGGAAGCUGACAACUUUCUGGGAAACCUCUGCUGGACAUCAGCUUGCCAGGCAGUGAGGUCCUGGGCUGGGAUCCCUGGGGCCAUCCUCUCCCCACUACGGGGACGCUGUGGGAGAGGGCAUCAGUAGCACUCCCCAGGGCAGACUAUGUCCUACCAAGCAGCCAGCAGAAACCUCUGCUUUGCUCUCCCACAGCCAGUUCACCUGUGCUUUCCAUCAUUCCCAGGGAACAGCUUUUCUUUUUCCUCUUUCUGGUGUUUGUUUCCAUGCCGAGGGGCUCCUCUGGCAUUGCUAGGGUGGCCAGCGGUGGGUGCCUGCUCCCAGAAAAGCUUUUGAUGGGUUUUUCCCCUUUCCUCUGCUGGCUGUAACAGCAAGUUUCUGCUUAGGAUCCGUGGGAGCCUGUGUGGCUCUUGCUCCUUCCAUCGCUCGUGCUAAGAUGCUGGCACAAUCCAUGCCUGGAUGGUGACCCUGGGUGGUGACUCUGGGGGAUGACUGUUCAAAUGGCAGUGAGGAGGUAUCUUAUCCUGUUCCUCUGGGCCACCUUCUGGUGCACUAGCUUUGGGUUAAGGGGAUUUGGGGAGGGCUGUAAACUUCUUGGCUGCAUUCCCCAGCAUUCCCUCACCUUCCUGCAAGACCCUGGGAACAGGGUUAGCUGCAAAAUAGCCACAGGACUCCACUAAUGUCACUACAGCCACUCUCUCUGGCUUUGCAGUUCCUUCCUUCCUGUGUCCUGCAAUAAAACAGGUGGAGAUGAGCAGUGUGGCCAGGAACAAUGGCACAUCAAAGAACCAUAGAAUAUCUUGGGCUGAAAGGGACCUCAAAGCCCAUCCCGUCCCACCCGCUGCUAUGGGCAGGGACACCUCCCGCUGGAUCAGGGGCUCCAAACCCCAUCCAACCUGGCCUUGAACCCCUCCAGGGAUAGGGCAUCCUUGACUCUCUGGGCAACGUGCGCCAGGGCCUCCCCACCCUCAUAGGAAAACAUUUCUUCCUAAGAUUUCAUCUCAAUCUCCCCUCUUUCAGCUCAAAACCAUUCCCCUUUGUCCUAUUCCUGCCCUCCCUGAUCCAGAGCCCCUCCCCAGCUUUCCUGGAGCCCCUUUCAGUGCUGGAAGCUGCUCUAAGGUCUCUCUGCAGCCUUCUCUUCUCCGGACUGAACAACCCCAACUCUCAGCCUGUCCUCAUCCAGCCCUGGGUGUAUGCCUGUGUCCUGGGUGUACGUAGAGGUUUGGGCGUAAAUAACUGCUCAGGGCACAGCUGUCCUUGUCAUGGCAGUGUGCGAGAUCAGAGGGUUUGUGAGAGGAAGGGACAGGCACAGGGUGACAAGUGAUGCUGCUUUCCUGAUGGGGUGGAUUGUGGUUCAGCCUGUGCCCGUCCAGGUGUCAGCAGCUGCUGCCUCUGCCUCAUGUCCCUGUGUCAAAGCAGGUGCUCAUCCCUCGCACAGUUGGCAGAGGCAUCGCUCAAACAUCAGCUGCUGCCCAGGGUCAGGGCUGUGCGGGUGAGAAAAGACCUGUUCAGCCAUUGAUUUUUCUCCAGUGCAAGAUUAGAGAGUGAUUGCUUAAAGCAAGACUUUUAGAAUUUUUUUUUUUGAUCCAUCACGGGAUUCACGCAUUGCAGCUCCACCACUUCCUGCCAAAACCUUGAGGCCAGCACCGCAUAUUUUUGAUGAGUUCAGAUACUCCUCAUGCUUUGCGGAUGCUGGGCCAGGCGUGUUUCCAUACAGGCAUGUUUCAUCUUUAGACAAAGUUCAGCACAUUAACCUUUGAUGUUAAUAUUCUGCAGGUGGGAACUUUUAUUUUUGCAAUGCAAGUCCUUCUUCUUCCUUCCCACAACCCAAACUGGGCUCGGUCGCAGCCACCAGGGAAGUGAUUUUGAGAUGGCUGGAAAGUCCUCAUCUUGAUGCUGACCUACCUGAGUGCCUUGGUUUUAGGGGAGCAGUGGUGAGGUUCCCCCCACCUCAUCUUUAAAUGGGGUUUGGUUUCUUCUUCCUCUUUUUCUUUUGCAUCCCUCGAUAAAACCUGGCCCAUGGCCUCAUGCACCCACGCAUAUGUGUGCUGGGUUUGGGGCUUUCUCCAGGCAUAUUUCUCCAAAGCAAAUCCAGAUGUGUACAGCUGCUGUCCCUUGAGAAGCCCCCCCCCCCCCCCCCCCCCCCCCCCAAUCAGCCAAAUUGCAGGCUGGUCAAAUAUAUGCAAACAAAAACAUGUUUAAUUUUACCCACUCUGUAGGAAGUAAGAUGAAGUGGAGAGGGUGGCUAGGGCAGAGCUCGCGAGGGGAAGAGAUGGAGAUAAAGCGAACGCCCCCUCUUUGCUGCACGCAGCAGAGCAGACAUUGCUUAAAUCGGGGAAAAUUGUCAUCUGGGGAGAGAUGAACAUGAACAGAGAUGAAAAAGGAAAAAAUACCAUUCCAGAGUGACAGGGCUGAUAAAUGCUGUGUGGAAGAGCAGAAAGGGAGACUGGGUCCUGGCUUGGAGCGUGGCUCUCCAGCAUAUGUGCAUGCAUGUGCCUGCACAACUGCUCCCUGCUACUGCCAGCCCCCCAGAACCUGCCACAGGGGGCUGGGGACCCCUCACUCUCUUUUUUUCCUCAGGCCCCGCUCACUGGGGUGCUAUGUUUCACCUCUCGACUUGCUUGGAUUGAGAUAAGGGCACGUGCACUUGGGGCUCAGCUUCACAUUCCUGGGCACUGGUAGGUAGGGACCGACUUGCAAAGUGAUUCCCCUCCCAAAUCCAUGACUGCAAAGCUGGGACUCAAGGCAUGGUGCUGGGGACUGGUCAGUCUCUCCUCUUCCCUGGGGGGCACCCCUAUGUCCCUCAAUCCCAUUCAUCUUCCCUAGGGAUGCUGCCAACUACUCCUGCUCCCUCUGCCCCUCUCUGAUGCCCAUGCUGUUGCAGUUGCCCCUGUGCAAGCCAGCCAAGCUCAGCUUAGAGCUGUCGCCCCUGUAACCAGGGCAGGAUCUGGCCCCUGGCUCAGCCAGUGCAUCUGCAUUAGGAUCAGGGCUGGGCUUGGCCCAUAACCCAGGUGGGGAAGUCUUUGUUCCCCCUGCCAGCAGCACUGCUGAGCGUGGAGGGUGCGUUUGGUGCCCCCAGGGCAGGGUCCCCCCCACAAACACUUCAUCCCGGCUCCCUUUGGGGACACCUGCUCAUAUCAAACAGCUCGUAUUUGUGUGUCCCUGAAGUUCGGUGUGGUGUUUGCUCAGAGGGAGCUCAGUGCUGGAGGGAAUGGAAAGCGUUAUGUUGGAACGGGGCACAGAUCCCAUCCACCCUGUCCCCCUACCCGUAAGGGCAACACUCACGGCAGGUCUGGCUCCAUACAUGCCUGGCCAGCUAGAGAGACACCCCAACGUCAUCAGACAAGGAAUCCUUAAGGACCUUGUGCCACCACCCUCGUCUUCUCUUCCAGUGAGACAAACCCCCGAGGCAGCCAAGCCACAGAUGUUCCUGGGGGAUUCCUCUUGCAUCUGUGCCAAUUUGUUACAGUUUUCCCCAGUCAAGGGGAUACCAGCAUCUCCUGCUCUCUGGGGAUGUGCCCAGUGACCUCAGUGGGGGGACCAGACUUUGCACCAGAGCUUAGCCCUUCCCUGCCCCUUGCUGUAUAGAAACCACCCCUGGUGCGCUGAUGUCAGUGCGAUGAUUGCUCGGGCCAGCGUCGGU